AUGAACCCCGAGCACGAGGCGCAAGUUAAGAAACGCGUUCUGUGGAAAAUCGACUACAUCCUGCUUCCGGCUUACUCGUGGAUCACGUCCAUCACCAACAUCGGCUACGUGGUAGGCGCGUACCCGUCGACCUACCGCCUGCAGAAGUACCCGAUCGGCAAGUUCAUAUCCAUCAAGCGCCUCUCGUGGGGCAACAUCCUAACCGCAGCCGUCGGCGCGCGGAACUUCGCCGGCAUGAUGGUCUUGCGCUUCAUCCUCGGCGCCCUCGAGGCGUGCAUCGCCCCUGCCUGGAUGCUCAUCACUAGCAUGUUCUGGAUCAGGGGCGAGAAAGCCCGCCGCGUGUGCAUCUGGCUCGGCACCAACGACGUCCCCCUCAUGCUCGGCGCCGGUAUCUCGUGGGGUCUCGGACACACGAACCCUCAUUUAGAGCCGUGGCAGCUCAUUUUUCCCUGUAUCGGCGCUAUCACUCUCGCCGUCGGGGCAAUCUCGCUCUCUCUCUUCCCGUCUAGCCCCACUGACUUCAUGCUAUUUAGCAAGGAGGAGAGGAUCGUGUCGGUGUGGCGUGUGGCGGGAACCUAG
Molecule: messenger RNA, 579 nt
Organism: Durotheca rogersii
Lineage: Eukaryota; Fungi; Ascomycota; Sordariomycetes; Xylariales; Xylariaceae
Exons: 3
Coding region: 1-579 (192 amino acids)
Cellular component (GO): membrane
Molecular function (GO): transmembrane transporter activity
Source: RefSeq, a predicted model, not a curated record